AUGUCGCCGCCGCCACCAUUUGAAACUCUGCCAGAAGUGAGCAACAACAAAAAGAAGAAGAAGAAAAGUCGCAAAAAAACGCCGCUUGUUGUUCCACCGGCAAUCCGCGAUCUUUCGAAGCAAAAAAAGCCAGCUGCUCGAUCAUCGCCGCCAAAGCUCUCACCAAUGAAGGAUCCUGCCAGAGAUAUUAUUGAGCUCUCAUCAGAGACUUCCGACGCCGAAGAAGGCGCCACCACCGCCGCCGCCGCCGCCGCCAAGCAGAGCGAGAUUUUCAAGCGACCGUACGAGAGCGAGAGCGAGGGCGAAUUGACGAUAAUUGAUGAGGAAACUCCGCAGCCUGUCAAGUCUCGAAAAACCAAGGCGAAAAAUCCGCCGAAAAAAAGAAAAACUACUCCCGCGGCGGCGGCGGUGGCAAAAGCUGCGAAAAAACAAUCUGCGAAAAAAGGCGAAAAACGAGACGAUACUCCUCGCCCUCGCCGAUGCAAACCAGUUCCACCGAAUUGCAUCUCUCAGAUGGACUACAAUCGCGCGCGAUUGUUUCAAAAGGGUGAUCCAGAAUUACCUUCCAAUGACGCUGUCGGAAAGCCAACUGAGCCGCGAAUCCUCCCCGUUGUCGAUAAAAAGUCGUCUGUUCCUCGCGAUCAAAUGCCCGAUUUGGAGAACACGAUGACAAUUGAUCAGGGCGAAUUCCCUCUCACCUUGCCAAAAGAUUCCGAUGUUGAUAAAGAAGUCGGCGAGCUUCUUCGACGAACAGAUGCGCUGGAAAUAACCGACAGCGAAGACGAGUCGACUGGCGAGAUAAAGAAAAAAAUUGAAGCGUUCAAAAAGGAAGCGCCGGUUUGGCCAAUGAAUCGCUACGCCCUUCGAAAAGCUUUCAAAUUGGCAUACAAUGCUAAAUUUGGAGUGCGACCGUCUAUGGCCGACUGCCGAAUUGGUGCUUGGUUGCAGCGAAUCGCCCGCAAGUACCAUCAUGCAAAGCGAUACAGCCAGCCUCUGAACGAAGCCGAGUACCGUAUUUUCAUUGAAAAUGUGAGCAAAGGCACUUCUCUGGAAAGCUUCUACAAUGAGCCGGGGCUAGAAGUUGGUCCGCGCCUUGUCUGGGAUAGAGUUGGCAGCUUCUUCCCCAUUUUCGCCAUCGAUGGAUUCAUCCAUUACUACAUCAAAGAACUCAAAAUUUGGGUUCACUUUGAAAAACGCGGUUGGCGACUAAUGUCAAUCACGGACAAAGAUCUUGGUCACCCGGCGAUUCUUUUGGCCACUCUCAACGAAAUGCCCCCGAUGGUCUUCCCUUGGCCCUUUACGUCGGCUGAUGAUCCGUACGCCAAGGAAAAGUCGACCAUUCUACUUGUACUUGGCUUCAUUCCUUUGGGCACUUAUCCGGAAUACGCGCUCGAAGCUGUCGACAUAAGCAAAGAGGUUUUACAGACGCUUUGCAUUGAAGAGCAAAUCACUCAACCGCCCUCAGCCGACCAGAUGAUUGCUCUCAACGAGCGGCUUGAAAACAAGUGCUACAGGAUGGUCAAUACGGCCUUCAAGAUGGAUCUCCUGGGCCCCGAAGAUGGACUAACGGACGAGGAAAUUCUAGAGGUGCGAUACAACGGCCUCAUCCUCAAAAUGGAUGAGAUGCUUGGCGGCUCAAAGCCAGCAACAACACUCCCUCUUAAAAACCGCGACCCAUUCGAGGCAAUCGUUGCUGCUCUUCCGCGGGUUUUUACCGAGAAUAAAGACGUCUGGCCCCAAAAAAUCUUCAUCAAAACGCUCAUUUAUGCCAACUCUUGCCAAAAAUUCACCGAAAAUCCUGCGAUGAUGCAGCUUUUUGGCGUUGGCGAAAUUUUGCCCGCACCAGUUGUCGCUUGGCAACAGUGGCUCAACUAUCCGCUGCUCGACAUCAACAUGAGCACUGGGGAGGCGAAGCGAGCUCAAGUCGAAUUGGAAAAAUUUGUCGCCAAUUACAAGCCGAUGCCGGCUUCCAACGCCGUUCCCACCACCUCCUCCUCCUCCGCCGCCGCCGGAGACGAAGUCUCAAGCAAGAAAAAGAGCCGACGACUCACCCUUGAACAGAUGGAAGAUGCAGCAACAUCGUACGGGCUUCAUGAUUCUGAUGAUGAACAAAUUUCUUCUGUUCCUCGUGCAAACAUGCCCCAGAAUUAG
Molecule: messenger RNA, 2151 nt
Organism: Oikopleura dioica
Lineage: Eukaryota; Metazoa; Chordata; Appendicularia; Copelata; Oikopleuridae
Source: the annotation of a GenBank genome assembly